AUGACCAACGUGGGAAUAAAACGAAAACUUGAUGAAACAAGCUUCGGUAUGAUUAGUAAUACCUAUUGCAGUACCAUAUAUGCGGGAGGAGAAGAUGAUCCCACUCUCAUUGAAGAAUGUAUUCUCGUUGAUGAAGACUCCACCUCUCCACUUACUCCAACUCAGAGCCCUCUGAUAUAUUUUGAUCAAGGAAAUACACCACCUAGAGAUCUCAAAAAGAUUAAACAAUCAAGUAAUGAUCAUGGUAGUCCAACAGGAUCACCAACUACCAACAACAACACAACCACUCCUAAUACCACCUCUAAAUCCUCACUUCAGUUGACCUCUAAGAGAAAUUCCACCUCACCUCCACGACGACUUCGUAGUUUUGAUUGUAAUUUUAAAGCAACGAAAGGUCUUUAUGCCAAUGUUUCAUUCGUUUUGAAGAAUGUUGGUAGCUCUCUAAGUUCAAAGAUGGAAGAACAAAUUGUAAAUAUUAUCAGUAAUCCAAUUUUGAAGAAUUCAGAUAAUAUCAAGCUCAACAACAAUGAUAUUUAUCUUGAAAUUAAGGACUUUGCCUCUGAUGAAAGUCUCUCACUCUAUAAGGAUUUGAAAACCAAUCAAUUUUUUGAUUACAUUCCACAAUUUGAAGUGUGUGGUAAGGAUGAACAAUCUAGGUAUAUCUUGUGUUAUUUGAAGGGAAUGUUAGUGAGAAAGAAUGAGAUUGCUGUUGUACCCAUUCCUGGUCAUACGCAUCAAAUUUUGGUCUUUGAUCAUACCAAUGACAAGUCAUAUUCAAAUACUUCAUGUAGCCUUGAAGGUUGUUUACUUGAUGAUUUUGAAUUUGAUACAAAGUUAAGUUGUAUCAUUGUUCCCAAGUUUGUCAUGGCUCUCGAUUUAGAUGAAACACUCAUUAGAACUAGAGCUUUGAAUGCAGGUGAGACUGUUCAAAACAAUGCUUUUGAAUUUGAAUUUUCAGUGCAGAAUCAAAGGUAUUGCUGUUGUGUACGACCUGGUACUCAACAACUACUUUCAUGGUGUUGUACCGUGUUUCAAGUUUACAUUUUUACAAAUUCAAUUUUCGAAUAUGCCAGAGAAAUUUGCAAAAUUUUAGAUCCUCAAAAACAACACUUACUUGCAAACGUAAAUGUUGAUGACAUGAAUUCUCUCAAGACAAUGCUAAAAUCACGAGAAGAUAUGACCCCACAUGAACAUAUUCCAAAACCUCUAGGGAUGAAAGAUUUGAAGAAGUUCAGCAUUGAUGCUUUUGAAACAGUGAUUUUUGAUGAUGAUUCAACCAUUUGGAAGCAACAAGAAUGUGUCUUACCUUUUGCAGAAAUUGUACAACACAGAAAACCACUCGAAUUCUUUACAGCCAUCCGAACUGAGUCUUGGAAGAAGCUGCAAUAUCUUCACAACAUGAAACUUCGAUUAAGGAAAAAGCAUGAAGCAUCCCUAAUGAAUCAUGUACAAUCUACUGCCAACAACAAUUCUGCCAAUAAUAAUGGCAUGACCAAGCCUACGUUUGCCAUUCCUGACCGACCCUGUAUCACACUCUCUCAAGAAAUUGCAUUGAAUGGCUCUUCAAAAGGUGUUUUCGAGAUGAACGCUGCAAGUUCAGUAUUUGAGUCGUCAUCCUCUUCGUUGCCUUCAUCUUCAAAUAAAUCCAGCAAGUAA
Messenger RNA from Naegleria lovaniensis, 1656 nucleotides. RefSeq lists its product as uncharacterized. The record is from RefSeq and is a predicted model, not a curated record. Gene Ontology annotation, molecular function: phosphoprotein phosphatase activity. NCBI's taxonomy places the organism in Eukaryota, Heterolobosea, Eutetramitea, Acrasida, Naegleriidae. The transcript has a single exon. Bases 1 to 1656 code for a protein of 551 amino acids.